UAAUUAUGUCUUCACAGGAUCCUCAAGAGUCUGCAGCAGACUGGUCUAGUGGUUGUGUAAGGAGAACUUCUUUGGAUUGUAACCAAGAUGGUUUUCUUAAAUUUACUGGUAUCAAGAUGCCGGAUUCUAGGAACUCAUGGUAUAAUGAGAGCAUGAACCUUGAAGAAUGCGAGAAAAUGUGCUUGGCUGAUUGCAAUUGUACAGCCUACUCAAAUCUUGAUGUUAGAAAUGGCGGAAGUGGAUGCUUACUAUGGUUUGGAGAACUCAUUGAUAUUAGAGAGUUCAGCCAAAAUGAGCAAGACCUGUAUGUGAGAGUAGCUGCUUCAGAAUUAGACAGGAAUCGGUGGAGAAAGAAGUCAGUCCUGGUUGCUGUCAUUUCAGCAGUGGUAGCAACAUUUAUCCUCAGUUUUAUAGCUUGGUUUUCCUUCCAAAGAAGGAAAAUCAGAACAGGUUCAGAAGUUGAAAAUGAGGACAUUGAGCUUCCACUGUUUGAUUUAGUUACUGUUUCAACUGCCACUGAGAACUUCUCUUCGGCUAAUGUGAUUGGGGAGGGUGGUUUUGGACCGGUUUACAAGGGUAUCCUACAAAAUGGACCAGAGAUAGCAGUAAAGAGGCUAUCGAAGUAUUCUGGACAAGGCGUUCAAGAGUUAAAAAAUGAAAUCGUUCUCAUUUCCAAGCUUCAGCAUAGGAACCUCGUCAAGCUUUUGGGUUGCUGCCUUGAAGGAGAUGAAAGGAUGCUAAUCUAUGAGUUUAUGCCCAACGCUAGCUUGGACUAUUUCAUUUUUGAUCCAAGCAGAAAAACUUCACUUGCAUGGAAGGACCGCUUUGAAAUUGCUAUGGGAAUAUCUCGAGGUCUUCUUUACCUUCACCAGGACUCGAGAUUAAAAAUUAUUCACAGAGAUCUCAAAACCAGCAAUAUUUUAUUAGAUAGUGACAUGAACGCCAAAAUUUCUGAUUUUGGCCUUGCCAAAAUUUUUGGUGGAGACCAAGUGGAAGGAAAAACAAAAAGAGUAAUAGGGACAUAUGGAUAUAUGUCGCCGGAAUACGCUGUUGAUGGGAAAUAUUCAGUAAAAUCAGAUGUAUUCAGUAUCGGCGUAAUCAUUCUUGAAAUAGUUAGUGGAAGAAAGAACAGGAAAUUUCAUCAUUUGGAGCAUCAUCACAAUCUUUUGGGACAUGCAUGGUUACUUUGGACUGAAGGCAAAGUGUUGGAAUUGAUUGACGAAUGUUUGAAAGAAUCAUUUUCAGAAUCUCAAGUGUUGAGAUGCAUCCAGGUCGGUUUGUUGUGCGUCCAAAAACUCCCGAAGGAUAGGCCAACAAUGGCAUCAGUAGUUUUCUGGUUGGGCAAUGAAGGUCUGGUUCUUCCUCAACCAAAGCAGCCUGGGUUUUUUAUAGAGAGGAAUUCAAUGGAAUCUUCAGAGUCGACUGAUGAAGCAUAUCUAAGUAAUAGCAUGUCGAUAACAGUUCUAGAGCCAAGAUAGGCACAAAAUCACAACUGGAACUUUUGAAAUGUAUCGACUUAGUCAAAAGUACUAGUGUAUAUAUGACUAUAUGAGGUCAAUUCAGGAAGAAAGCCGAGUAUUUUUGUUUGUCAUUGAAAUGCAUUCUUUCGAUACUAUCCUGAGUAGAAACCUUACAAAUAACUUGUGAAACAGGGCCUACUCUAGUCCCUUCCCUAUUUUUGCUCUCAAAUGCUGCUGUCUAAGGCAUCU
Lycium barbarum (goji berry) is the source of this 1709-nucleotide messenger RNA. Its product is annotated as G-type lectin S-receptor-like serine/threonine-protein kinase At4g27290. Gene Ontology annotation, biological process: protein phosphorylation. Bases 6 to 1478 code for a protein of 490 amino acids. Gene Ontology annotation, molecular function: ATP binding; protein serine/threonine kinase activity. The transcript is spliced from 7 exons. The record is from RefSeq and is a predicted model, not a curated record. Lineage: Eukaryota; Viridiplantae; Streptophyta; Magnoliopsida; Solanales; Solanaceae.